Scaptodrosophila lebanonensis is the source of this 5026-nucleotide messenger RNA. Its product is annotated as sodium-dependent neutral amino acid transporter B(0)AT3. Gene Ontology annotation, biological process: sodium ion transmembrane transport. The transcript has 9 exons. NCBI's taxonomy places the organism in Eukaryota, Metazoa, Arthropoda, Insecta, Diptera, Drosophilidae. Gene Ontology annotation, cellular component: membrane. The record is from RefSeq and is a predicted model, not a curated record. The coding region runs from base 285 to 2474 and encodes 729 amino acids.
CAAAAUAAUCGUUUAACGAAUUUCAGUUUUAGUGUUUUUGGAUAACAACAGAAACUGAAACUGAAUAGAGUGCAUUCAACAAAAAGAAUAAAUAAACAACAUUCUCGUUUCAUUCAAAUUUUUCGAAAAGUUUAAAAGUUCAAAACGACGCGCUUCCUCCUUUGUGUCUGUGUGAAAAAUCCGCCCUUAAAACCAGUAGCAGCAGCCCAAGUAGCAGCAGCGACCCAAAGCUAACCCAAGUCAAAAGUUGAGCUCGAAGCCGAGGCGGCUAACCUCAGGCGUUGAUGGCAGCCACCAAAAUUAUCGAUGCACCGCGCAACGGUCACGAAAUGGCGCCACUGAACACGAGGGCGCGCGGGGAUGGCACCCAUGGUGUGACCAUUGUACUGACCGCACCGCAACGUAACUCAGUGCAAUCGGUGGAUAUACCGGGCGGUGAACCGGAACGUGCCGCAUGGAGUGGUAAAAUGCAAUUCUUUCUCAGCAUUAUAGGCUACUCUGUGGGUCUGGGUAACAUCUGGCGAUUUCCGUACCUGUGCCAACAGAAUGGUGGCGGUGCAUUUCUGAUACCAUUCAUGAUUAUGCUAAUACUCGAGGGCAUCCCGCUCUUUCUCAUCGAGCUGGGUAUUGGCCAACGUAUGCGAUUGGGUGCUCUGGGCGUCUGGAAUACAAUACAUCCCUGGCUGGGUGGCAUUGGCAUUUCAUCCUGCAUUGUGACCCUCUUUGUCGCGCUCUACUACAAUGUGAUAAUCACGUGGGUGUUCUACUAUCUUUUCAAUAGUUUUCGUUACCCACUGCCCUGGUCCACCUGCCCAACAAACAGUAGCGGCUUCGAACUAGAGGAAUGCGCCAAGUCGUCGGAGACCACGUAUUUCUGGUAUCGGACUACCCUAGAUGCUGCACCGUCUAUGGAUGAGCCUGGCGGCCUGAAAUGGUGGAUUGUGCUCUGCCUUAUGCUGUCCUGGACCGUUGUCUUCUUCAUUGUCAUGAAGGGUAUACAGAGUUCGGGCAAAGUUGUCUACUUCACCUCUCUCUUCCCCUACAUUGUGCUCACCAUUUUCUUUAUACGUGGCAUCACGUUGCGUGGAGCUGGCGCCGGACUCAUGCACAUGUAUACACCGAAGGUGGAGAAACUGUUGGAGCCGACGGUGUGGCUGGAUGCAGCCACGCAGGUCUUCUACUCCUUUGGACUGGCCUUUGGCUCACUGAUUGCCUUCGGCAGCUACAACACGCCCAAGAACAACUGCGUCCGGGAUGUGCUGCUCGUUUCCGUUUGCAAUGCAAUAACCGCUAUUUACGCCAGUGUCGUCAUCUUUGCCAUUCUCGGAUUUAAGGCAACCGUCAAUGUGGACCGCUGUGUGGCGGGCAACAUCGAAAAACUCGUUAAGCACUCUCUACUACCAUUCAAGAAUGCCACCACUGAAGAAUACGAAUCCGUCAUGCAAACAAUUAAUAGCACAGAGCACACCGCCCUCAAGCUGGGUGAAUGCAGUCUGUCCAACGAGUUGGAUAAUGCAGCCGAGGGUACUGGUUUGGCAUUUAUUGUCUUUACCCAAGCAAUUGUCGAGCUGCCGGGCGCACCGUUUUGGGCGGUGCUCUUCUUCACCAUGUUGUUGUCGCUUGGCUUGGGCUCACAAAUCGGCAUACUCGAGGGCAUGCUGUGCACGCUCUUUGACAUAGACAUCAUCAAGCGGGUUAAGAAACAACACGUCACUGGUGUGGUAUGUCUUUUCUGCUUUACUGUCGGUUUCAUAUUCUGUACAGGUGCCGGAGAGUAUUGGCUAAAGAUGUUCGACUCAUUUGCCGGUACCAUAGGUUUGGUUGUAGUCGCGUUAAUGGAAAUGAUUGCUGUCAUCUUCAUAUAUGGCCACGAGCGCUUUACGGAGGACAUUUACCAGAUGACUGGCUACAGACCUGGCCUUUAUUGGCAGAUGACCUGGCGUUAUAUUGGACCGGUGAUUAUGGUCUGUAUCUUGGCGUCGUCGGUCGUCUUUAUGGUUAUACGUAAUCCCACGUAUGGCGCCUGGAAUGCAGAACGGGGCGUCGUCGAGCAAAAGGACUAUCCCAAUUGGGUUAUGGGAAUUGCCUUGUCUAUGAUAUUGGCCGGCGUACUGCCCAUGCCGAUUGUGUUCCUAAUGCGCAGCUUCCAGUGCCUGAAAGUGGACUUGGACAUACACCAGGGCUCAAUUCGGCGCAACGAGACGACUGCUUCUACUAAGGAAAUGAUUGACAAUGAUGAUGAUGACGACGAAGACGAUGAGAAUGACUUUAGCGGGCCAGCAUUGGGUGGACACGUGAAGACUCAGAGCGAUUACUCAGACGAUGAUGAUGAGGAGGAUAAGCCGAUGACCAUGCGUAUGAUGAUGAUGCGUCCCUCGGCAACAACAACGACGAAAAUGGCCAACAAUCAUCUAAAUGUGCCAACAAGCAAAAAGCAAAACAAAAACUUCAAAAUGGAUGCAUAUGAUGUGUAGAUAAGCCGAGAGAACGGAAAUGGAAGGGAGAGGUAAUGAAGCAAAAACAAAAGAAAACAAACAUUAAAUUUAGGUACGGUAUGCAAAAAUAUUUUCAAUUUAAAAAAUGCGAAAAGCGUAAAAGAUUAGUAUUUUAAAAACAUUCAUUUCAAACGUUAAGUUUUAAGGAAAUAAUUGAAGAAUUAAUCAAAUUAAAUAAUAUAUUAAAUAUAAAACACUAAAUUAAUGUCGAAAUGAGGAAAUACUAUUAAGUACAAUCUACAUACCUAUACUUAUGACACACUAAUGAACUACUUACAACAAAUCUUUGCAUGUAUAAUGAGCUAAAACUGAACUAAAUUGGGGUUCAAGCAAUGCUAAGAAUUCAACCUACGUAUAAACAUUAUUUAGUUCAAAUGCUUUAAGCUUAUCCGUAACAUAUUGGUACCAGAAACCAACCAAAAAAACCCAAAAAAAUAAACAAACUAUAUAUGUACAUAUAUGUAUGUACUGUAUUCAAAUGUAUUUUAUGAAAGCUACAGAUAUGCCCGUUAUGUUAACUAGUUAAUGCCAGAUCUAAGUUUAAAAUGCUUUGUAGCUAUAAAAUGUAGUCGAGCGCAUUUCCAUGAGUUUAACUCAAUCUAUAAACACUUAACACACUAUACAUAUAAAUCAUGUCAAGAGAUAACAAUUAACAAUUUCAUAUACUACAUAUAAUUUGCCUGCGAUUCGUUCAUACAUGCAAAUAAUUCAAAAUUUCUAAAUAAAUAAUAAAUAAUGCAGCAAAAUAAAAAUUACCCCAAACUAAUAAAUGUUCAAACUCGCUUUACAAACCAAAUUAAAAAUAACAGAAUCAAACCAAAAAGAAAAGGAAAUGUAUUUAAUAACACAUACGAGUAAUAAAAUUAACAAUGUUACGAUGAAUAUGUAAUCUGGUUAAUAUUCGAGAAAGUAUAUAUUUGACAUUAACACUUAUUACAUAACGUUUAGGAAUUAAGGAUUUGAAAAUCUUACACACUAUUAUUUUGUAACUAAUGAGAAAGGUCACUCUCUAUUUUAAUUAUAGGCGUACACGAAAAAAUAACACACAAUUAAACGAGAAAUUAUUUAACAAAAGGAAACAACCAAAAAUGUAAAAGUGUGAUAUUCUAUAUAAUAUCUUGGAAUAUUGUUUUAGUUCGAAUAUUCGUUAACUCCUUUUUUUUGGAACCAAAGAAUUUCAGCCACUUUAUUCAAUUAUUUCUGUGCAGCUCUUUAACUUCUUGAAAACUCAAUAUAUCUAUAUGUCUUGAUUAAGUUCAGCUCCAUAGAACCAAUUUUUUUUUUGCUUACGAAAUUUCAAUACUAAAACACUGAAAAGUGUUUUAUUAUAUUAAACACAAAAAACUGCUGUGAAUAGUUUUAGUGGUUGUAUGUAAAACUCUAAUGGGAAUAAAAUACAAAUUCUAAUAUAAUACUAGUUAUAAGUCCCGUGCAUAAAUAUUUUAACAAACUAAUGAAAUGAUUUAUUAACCGAAAGUUAUGCAAAUUGGAAGGGAAAUACGCAAAGAUACGCAAAUGUCCUAACACUGCAGUUUUUAUAAGUACUCCUAUAUAUGAAAAGUUCGGUUUCUGACUCAUAACACUUUACAUUUAAUUCAGAAAUCCAGAGUAAUGGAUACACAACUUGGUUUUUUUAAAAUAUUAUUUUUAAUUGUUUUCUAUCUGGAAAAUUCAAGCAGACGGCAAACGUUGAAGACAAUAAGACAUACUUAUUAAAAACAAAAAACAAAGAAAUAACUGAUGCCAUUUUUUGAGCAAGAACUUUAGAAAUUUUAGCAGUUGACGUAUUGAAGUGAAGAUUUUUGCAAAGCUCAGAGCAGACUGUGCCAGUUUUUAUAAACAUAGACAUACUCGUGCAAAAUGUACAGUUUUGGGUAUUCAGUUAUUAUCCUAACGCGAAAAUAUCAUUUUGAUAGAUGUACCUUGGCAGGAGCAGCAAUUGAAAGGGAACUUUGAAACAGGUCAUCGUUGGGAUUUUUGCAUAUUUGAUAAGCCAGCAUGUAGACAGAGCCUAGCAGUUGUUUUAUAUAUGUUUUAUGUUAAGUAUAUAUACAUAUAUGUAUACAUAGUUAUAUGAUACUGUUGUCGAAAUCACGCACUAGGCUAAACAAUACAUAUUUAUAUAAAUAAUACUGUAUGUACAUAUACAAGUACAUACAUAUGUACAGCAUAAGUCUGUUGUUCAGAUCUUUCAUACCCAUAGUCAGAAAGUCCUCGCAAAUAGCAGGCCACAACCAAAAGAAAAAAACACACCCACAACCAUUGAAACCAAAUAAAUACAAAUAUAGUAACAUAGAUCAAAACGGAUUGAAAAAGUUUACUCGACCGCCCUAAAUACUUGCAUCUAUUUGUAAGCUAUAAAUACAUAUUGUAUAUCAAUUACUGUACGAGUAGUAGUGUUAAACAACCUAAACGAAAUGGACUCGUGUAAAUUAAAUUGUAUUAAACGAUUAUGGCGAAAUACCUAUAUGUGUAUGUAUGAAUUAUGUAUUAUUAUAUAUAUAUAUGCAGGUAAUUAUUAUAAAUAAAGA